CCCCAGUUGGUGCGGCCGAGCUGGUAAGCUGGGUGAAGUAUAUAAGCCGCCGCGUUCUUCGUCUUCUUCUUCUCCACUAGAACCCUAAACCCUUCGCAACGUUUAAAUUUUUUUUUUUUUUUUUUGUUUUUUGUUUUUUUCUCUUUUUGUUUCUCUCUCCUUCAUCUCCACUCCAACUCUCUCUCUCUCUCUCUCUCUCUCUUUACCGCCUUUUACACUGUCUCAGCACUCUCAGACUUUCUCUCCGUCAUGGCUCAUAGCGAGGUUGCGACGGAGUCGGUAGAGGCGGUUCAGUUUGGGUUUAUGACAGACGAAGACGUUCGUAAGCAUAGUUUUGUAAAGGUUACGAGCCCAAUUUUGUUGAACGAUGUGGAGCGACCCAUACCUGGUGGACUCUAUGAUCCAGCGAUGGGUCCUUUACAUGACGACGCAUAUUGCAUUUCUUGUGGCCAACGCUCAUAUUUCUGCCCUGGACAUUGUGGUCAUAUUGAUCUUGUUUCACCUGUCUAUAAUCCCUUGUUAUUUGAUAACCUUUAUGACCUUCUACAAAGAACUUGUUUUUCCUGCUAUCAUUUUCGGGCAGGUCGAAAACAGGUUGAGAAGUGUAUUUCUCAAUUGGAACUCAUCAUGAGAGGUGAUGUUGUUGGGGCAAAAGAGCUAGAUUCUGACUCACCUAGUCAAUUCUCAUAUGCAAAGGAUGAUGAUGGAAGGAUGUGCCACAGUGCCGAGUCUAAGCAGCAAGUGUGGACCUCUCUCCAUUUUACUGAAGUAAUGUCUGUUUUGAAAAAAAUUCUGAAACCAAAUUCUGCAAAAAGAGAUUCUGUGAAACAGAAUCCUUUCAAACAGAAGAAUAAACUGAAGACCACGAAAUGCAUGAAUUGCAGUGCUAAAAAUCCUAAGAUUAGCAGACCUACUUUCGGAUGGUUACAUAAGAGUAUGUCAGGUGCCCACAUUAGAGCAAAUGUUAUUAGUGGGUCCAACAUAGAAGGGCCUUUUGCUGAUGGACAUCAAGAGGCAUCGGUGUCUGACGAAGAAAUUAUUAAUGAUUCACCUCCCUGGGAUAAUGAUGUUGACAAAGAUAAUUCAGAUGCAUUUAGAGCUCUCUCUCCUGGAAGUCAAUCUUCUGUGAAGAAAAAUCAUAAAACAAAAGGCAGCAAAGUGCCUAAUAAGUAUUUUAAGCAAAAAAAAUCCUCUACAGGACCUUUGUUGCCAUCAGAGGUCAAAGAAAUUUUGAGGCUUCUGUGGGAAAAUGAGGCUCAACUUUGCUCGCUUAUUUGUAAUAUCCGGCAUCAGGGAUUUGGGAAGAAAGCAAGUUAUACAAUGUUUUUCUUGGAGAAUGUUCUUGUACCUCCAAUCAAAUUUCGUCCACCAGCCAAGGGUGGUGAUUCUGUGAUGGAGCAUCCUCAAACUGUUUUAUUAACUAAGGUAUUGCAGUCAAAUAUUGAUCUUGGAAAUGCUCAUAUAAACAACUCAGGAUAUGCAAAGAUAGUAAGCCGGUGGAUGGCUCUCCAACAGUCUAUCAAUGUGAUGUUUAAUAGCAAAAGUGCUGCAGGUCGAAAAGAGAUGGCUACAGGGAUAUGUCAGUUGCUGGAGAAGAAGGAGGGACUGUUUCGCCAGAAGAUGAUGGGAAAGAGAGUUAAUUAUGCAUGUCGAUCUGUCAUAUCACCGGAUCCCUAUUUGGCUGUCAAUGAAAUUGGAAUUCCUCCAUACUUUGCAUUAAGAUUAACAUAUCCUGAGAGGGUGACUCCAUGGAAUGUUGGGAAGUUGAGGGAUGCUAUCAUUAAUGGUUCUGAAAUCCAUCCUGGAGCCACACACUAUGUUGAUAAGUUAUCUACUGUUAGAUUAUUAGCUCGGAAAUCACGCAUUUCAGUGUCAAGAAAAUUACCCUCUUCUAGAGGGGGUUUAGUGCAACAUGGGAAGUUUUGUGAUUAUGAAUCUGAAGGAAAAUUUGUGUACCGCCACUUGCAAGAUGGAGAUAUUGUGCUUGUCAACCGACAACCUACACUUCACAAACCCAGUAUAAUGGCACAUGUAGUUCGCGUGUUGAAGGGAGAGAAAACAAUUCGCAUGCAUUAUGCAAAUUGCAGUACAUAUAAUGCUGAUUUUGACGGUGAUGAAAUGAAUGUACAUUUUCCGCAAGAUGAAAUUUCUCGUGCAGAAGCAUACAACAUAGUAAAUGCAAAUAAUCAAUAUGUCAAGCCUACCAGUGGUGAACCCAUUAGAGCCUUAAUUCAGGAUCACAUUGUCAGUGCUGUCCUUCUUUCAAAAAAGGAUACCUUUUUAGGAUGGGAGGAGUUUAAUCAACUUCUUUAUAGUUCUGGUGUUUCUGCCAUUGGAUCAAAGUCUCUCUCCAGGAAAUUUGGGCAUAAAGUUUUCAUGUCAAGUUCCGAAGAUGAGGUCUUCCCCCUUCUGCCUGCAAUUAUGAAACCUGAGCCUCUUUGGACAGGGAAGCAGGUUAUUACUGCAUUGUUAAAUCAUAUCACAAAGGGUUUUCUUCCAUUUUCUGUUGAAAAAGAUACAAAAGUUCCUCGAGACUUUUUCAAUGAUAAAACAGAGGAUAAUAAAUCAAAUGGAGAAAAUGAAGCUGGUAAUGCUAGAUCAAAGAAAGUGAACAAGCGAAGAGCACAAAAGGAAGCUGAUAAGGAUAGAAUGAAGAUGAAGGGGGAGCCAGAUGAGGACAAGUUAUUUAUAUAUAAAAAUAAUUUGGUUCGUGGUGUGAUUGACAAGGCUCAGUUUGGUGAAUAUGGUUUGGUCCACACUGUUCAGGAGCUCUAUGGCUCAAAUACAGCAGGGAAUUUGCUCUCUGCACUGAGUCGUUUAUUUACUGUUUAUUUGCAGAUGCAUGGAUUCACAUGUGGAGUCGAUGAUCUUUUACUGGUGGAAGUGAAAGACAGAGAAAGGAAGAAACUGCUUGAUAAAUGUGAUGAGAUUGGUGAAGAAGUUCAUUGUCAGUUUGUUAAGCUGAAAACUAAUGAAAAAUUAGAUCCCAUGAUCCUGCAGUUUAAUAUUGAAAAAACUAUUCGCAGUAAUGGAGAAGCUGCCUUGGCAUCCCUGGAUCGAAAAAUGAUUAGUCAACUAAAUGAUAGAACAAGCAAGUCUGAGGAACUCAAAGGAUUGUUGUCUAAAGGGCUAUAUAAGCCCCCUGCUAAAAAUUGUAUCUCUCUUAUGACUACAUCUGGAGCUAAAGGUGGUGCAGUCAAUUUCCAACAAAUAUCUUCACAUUUGGGCCAGCAAGAGCUAGAAGGAAAGCGAGUCCCACGGAUGGUUUCUGGCAAAACAUUGCCCUGCUUUCCUCCAUGGGAUUGGACUUCUCGAUCAGGAGGCCUUGUAAUUGAUCGCUUUCUUUCUGGUCUUCAUCCCCAGGAGUAUUAUUUCCAUUGCAUGGCUGGCCGUGAAGGGUUGGUUGAUACAGCUGUCAAAACGUCUCGAAGUGGAUAUCUACAAAGAUGCCUAAUAAAAAAUCUUGAAUGCCUUAAAGUUUGCUACGAUUACACUGUUCGUGAUUCUGAUGGUUCCAUCAUUCAGUUUUGUUAUGGAGAAGAUGGUGUGGAUGUCCAUCAGACAAGCUUUAUAGCAAACAUCGAAGCAUUUGCUGCUAAUAAGGAAACGAUCUACAAGAAAUGUCAUCAUCAAAUUGAUAAAUCCAAUGCUUACAUUAAGAAUUUGCCUCCUGCUCUUAUUAAGAAGACAGAGAAAUUCGUGCAGAAAUUGUCCAUGAAGCAAGAUCAUGACUUAUUGAAUCGAGAGGGGUUGUUAAGAUUAAUGGAGCAUAAAUAUCUCUCUAGUCUUGCCCAGCCAGGAGAGCCAGUCGGUGUUCUUGCUGCUCAGUCUGUAGGAGAGCCAUCUACACAGAUGACGUUAAAUACUUUUCAUCUAGCUGGUAGAGGUGAGAUGAAUGUGACCCUUGGAAUUCCACGCCUCCAAGAGAUCUUGAUGACUGCUUCUGAGAAAAUUAAAACUCCAUUUAUGACAUGUCCAUUGCAUGAGGGGAUAUCAGAGGAAGAUGCCAAGCGUCUUGCGGAUAAAUUGAAGAAAAUAACUGUGGCAGACAUAAUAGAUAGAAUGAAAGUCAGUGUCAAGCCAUUUGCCCUUCAUCAUGAUAAGGUUUGCCGUAUUUAUAAGCUUGAAAUGAAGCUUCACAAACCUGAGCAUUAUCCAAAAUAUGCUGAUGGUUCAUCAGAAGAUUGGGAGGAAACACUUAGUACUGUAUUUGUUAGGCAGUUGGAGGAUGACAUAGAAAAACAUGUAAAAUUGCUCUCCAAAAUUAAAGGCAUUAAAGAUUUCAUGGCUGACCCAAAGUCCAAGGAUUCAAAUGAAAUGGAGGAAGAUUUUUCUAAAAAUGAAUCUCAUCAUGAGGAAGAUGGUGAUGAUGAUGGUGAACAUGGUGAAGGGACUGACGAGGAUCUUGGUUUAGAUGCACAAAAACGAAAGCAGCAAGCUACAGACGAAGUGGACUAUGAAGAUGAUGCUAACAGGGAGAUAGAUGAAGGGAACAUGUCAGCUGGAUCUGACAGUGAAAAUGAUGAGUCAGUGAAUGAUGAGACUGAUAAUCUGGGUGCUAAAGAGGAAAGACAUCAUAUUAACCAUGGUGAAGGGAUUGAGGAUCUUCGUCUAGAUGCACAAAGGCAAAAGCAGCAAGCUACAGACAAGAUGGACUAUGAAGAUGGUUGUAAAGAGAAGGUGGGUGAUGGGAAAAUGUUGUUUGGAUAUGACAGUGAAAAUUAUGAGACUGAUAAUCCGAGCACUAAAGAGGAUACAGCUGAAAGGCAAUAUGAAGAUGGUAAUCUCUCUGAAUUACCCCAAAAGAAGACCAUGUCAAAUGCUGGAGAAGAGAAGAGGACCAAAACUAAACUAAAGCCAAACGAGAAAGACCGAAGAAUUUUUGUGGCAGCUAAGGGGUUUCACUUUGAGAUCCAUUUCAAAUUUAUUAAUGAACCACAUAUUUUACUGGCUCAGAUUGCUCAGGAGGCAGCCCAGAAGGUUUACAUCCAAAGCUCUGGGAACGUUAAUCACUGUCAACAAAUUACUUGCAAGGAAAAUCAAGUUAUUUACUAUGGAAGAAAUCCAAAAGAUAGGGAGGAAAUAUCAGCCAAAGAAAGAGAAAAGAUUCCAGCAUUACAGACCGCGGGAGUAGAUUUCUUUACAUUUUGGAAAUUGCAAGAUGCUCUUGACGUAAGGUAUAUAUAUUCUAAUGACAUCCAUGCUAUGCUGAAUACUUAUGGAAUAGAGGCUGCCAGAGAAACCAUCAUUAGAGAGGUUAUGAAUGUUUUCAAGUCCUAUGGUAUAUCUGUCAACAUACGCCACCUAUCCCUUAUUGCCGACUUUAUGACUCAUACUGGUAAGUUUCGUUCAAUGAACAGACUUGGAGGCAUAAGCGAUUCUAUUUCUCCUUUAAGUAGAAUGUGUUUUGAGACAGCUACUAAAUUCAUUAGGGAAGCAGCAUAUCAUGGUGAGAUGGAUGAUUUGGAAACCCCAUCUUCUAGGAUAUGUCUUGGAUUGCCAGUUAAAGUGGGUACUGGUUCAUUUGAUUUGAUGCAGAAAGUGGAAGUUUGAUGUACAAAUUAUAUUUUGUAAUUUUCUUUUUC
This is a messenger RNA of Ziziphus jujuba (common jujube), 5585 nucleotides long. Its product is annotated as DNA-directed RNA polymerase I subunit 1. Gene Ontology annotation, biological process: DNA-templated transcription. The record is from RefSeq and is a predicted model, not a curated record. Gene Ontology annotation, molecular function: DNA binding; DNA-directed RNA polymerase activity. Gene Ontology annotation, cellular component: RNA polymerase I complex. NCBI's taxonomy places the organism in Eukaryota, Viridiplantae, Streptophyta, Magnoliopsida, Rosales, Rhamnaceae. The coding region runs from base 250 to 5553 and encodes 1767 amino acids. The transcript is spliced from 21 exons.